AUUGUAUAUAAUACUAUCUUGUAAUACAAAUAUACGAUUAAAAAAAUAUCGAUAACGUUCAAGUUCUUAUACUCAAUAUUGUAUUAAAAGAUAAGGAAAGUACAAAAUUUUCUAUACAAAUUUGUUUCAGUAAACUAAAAUAUUAUAAUAUUAACUUAUACGCAUUGAUUUUAUACGUAUAAACGUUUAAAUAUAAAAUUGUUACAAAAAAACUGCGUCGAUCUUCUUUUCAUAUAUAGUACAUAGGUGUUUCCCCGAUCGAUUUUUACAUUCUUUGAUUGUACGUGCAGUAUCACGUGAUAUGUGGAAACCAGUUUUUCUUUUAUAUUUACGUUUUAUCUGAUAAUGCAUGUGUUUUCUUUAUCCACAUAUGUAGCACAUAUAGCCGAAUGAGAUUUAUGAGGAAAUAUAAACGUUUAAUUAAAUUCUUUACAUAAAAAUCUUUACGCAUGUAAACCAGCAAAAUAUGAUUAUGUUGAAGAUGUGGUAUGCAAGGAAACGGAUAUCAAAGAAAAUGAGAUGAAAUUAGUACCACUUGGAGAAAGUGGAGGAAAGGUAUUAUUAGUUAAACAAAAAGGAGAGCUACAUGCUAUUGGUACAAAAUGUACCCAUUAUGGAGCUUUGCUUCACACAGGAGCAUUGGGAGAUGGAAGAAUAAGGUGUCCAUGGCAUGGUGCCUGUUUUAAUAUUAAAACAGGAGAUAUAGAAGACUAUCCAGGAUUGGAUUCUUUGCCUUGUUAUCAGGUGAAUGUAGAUGAUAGUGGACUUGUACGUGUAAAAGCAAGACGUAAAGACUUGGAACUCAAUAGACGUGUAAAAAAGAUGUGUGAACAAGAUUCUAAUAAUCAAACUACCGUUGUAAUUGUCGGAGGUGGACCCGCAGCGGCAACUUGUGCCGAAAGCUUACGCCAAGAAGAUUUUACGGGAAAUAUUAUUAUGAUUUGUAAAGAAAAUACAGUUCCUUAUGACAGAGUGAAGGUAUCCAAAGUUUUGGAUUUUGAUGUUGAAAAAGCAGCUUUAAGACCACGAUCAUUUUAUAAUGAUCACAACAUUCAAAUAAAACUGGGCAUAGAGGCCACAGGGCUAAACACAAAUGAAAGCAUUGUUCAUUUGAGUAAUAAUGAGAAAUUAACAUAUAAUUAUUUAUUCGUUUGUACUGGAAGUAAGCCUAGGUUACCUGAUACACCUGGUGUUAAUUUAUCCAACAUUUAUGUGUUGAGAAAUUUCACGGAUUCUCAGGCUGUACAUUCCAAGCUGUUGCCUGAUAAACAUGUUGUGAUACUUGGAUUAGGCUUCAUUGGUAUGGAAGCUGCUGCUUACUGUAUAGAUAAAUGUGCGUCAGUUACCAUUCUAGGAAGAAGCACAAUACCUUUAGAGCCAAUUUUUGGAUCAGAGAUUGGCAACAGAAUUAAACAAGAAUUUGAGAAUAAAGGUGUUAAAUUUAUAUUUAAUAGCAACAUCGAACGAUUUGUUGCGAAAGAGAAAGCAGCAGAUACUGUAGGUACAGCGAUUCUUACCGAUGGCACUGCCCUUCCUGCCGAUGUAGUCAUCAUUGGAAUUGGUUCUACAUUUUAUACAGAUUGGAUAAAAGAUUCUUCUGUUGAAAUGUUACAAGAUGGAAGCAUAAAAGUAGAUAAGUAUUUAAAAACAAACGUGGAAAACAUAUAUGCUGGUGGUGACAUAGCGUAUGCACCAUUAUUUGGUUCGGAUGAUUAUUUAGCAGCAAUAGGUCAUUAUUCAUUGGCACAUUAUCAUGGAAAAAUAGCAGCAUUAAAUAUAUGUGGUAAAAAUACAGUAUUAAAUGCCGUACCAUUUUUCUGGACAACGCUUUUCGGGAAAAGUUACAGAUACGCAGGAUAUGGAAAGCCUGAUAAAAUCAAAAUUUAUGGUUCUCUGGAGAAUUUGGAAUUUUUUGCAUAUUACAUUAAGGAUAAUAAGAUUAUCGCAAUGAGUAGUACUGGAGCAGAUCCUAUUGUAGCAUAUUUUGCAAAUUUGCUUCAUGAAGGAAAGUCGUUGACGGAAGGUGAAAUUAUGAAAAAUCCACUUAGUUGGAUCAAAAACAAACCAAAAGAUCUGUUAAAUCGUUUUCAAAUUGAAUCUACAACAAGUCUACAAGUUGAAAGUGUUUAA
Messenger RNA from Osmia bicornis bicornis, 2130 nucleotides. RefSeq names its product apoptosis-inducing factor 3. Bases 520 to 2130 code for a protein of 536 amino acids. Gene Ontology annotation, molecular function: flavin adenine dinucleotide binding; 2 iron, 2 sulfur cluster binding; oxidoreductase activity, acting on NAD(P)H. NCBI's taxonomy places the organism in Eukaryota, Metazoa, Arthropoda, Insecta, Hymenoptera, Megachilidae. The record is from RefSeq and is a predicted model, not a curated record. The transcript has 7 exons. Gene Ontology annotation, cellular component: cytoplasm.